This is a messenger RNA of Culicoides brevitarsis, 1389 nucleotides long. Its product is annotated as short/branched chain specific acyl-CoA dehydrogenase, mitochondrial-like. NCBI's taxonomy places the organism in Eukaryota, Metazoa, Arthropoda, Insecta, Diptera, Ceratopogonidae. The transcript has a single exon. Gene Ontology annotation, cellular component: mitochondrion. The record is from RefSeq and is a predicted model, not a curated record. Bases 5 to 1309 code for a protein of 434 amino acids. Gene Ontology annotation, molecular function: acyl-CoA dehydrogenase activity; flavin adenine dinucleotide binding.
ACAUAUGAUCGAGACACAUAUCAUUAGUUCAUUAGAAAUUUACACGUUUCAAAGAAAAAUAAAUAUUGUUUUUGUAGAGAUGAUUUCGACAUUAUCAAGAUCCUUUGUUUGUAGAUGGAAACAAAAGUCCAUUGUUCGUUUGUGCCACAAAUUAGUACCGGCUUUAACACAGUUAACAAUGGAUGAGCAAAUAGUGAAGGAAACAGUGCGAAAGUUCGCACAAGAACAAGUGUCACCUUUAGUAAAACAAAUGGACACUGAAGGAAAACUUGAUGAAAAUUUGGUUAAAGCCCUGUUUGAUAAUGGAUUAAUGGGUAUUGAAGCUAGAGAAGAAUAUGGAGGGACCGCUUCGAACUUUAUGACCACUAUUUUGACGAUCGAGGAGCUAUCAAAAGUAGAUGCUAGUGUUGCUAUUUUAGUGGAUAUUCAUAAUACACUAAUUAUUGCUUUGUUAAAUAAGCUUGGGACACAAGAACAAAAGGAUAAAUAUUUGCCUAAACUUGCUCAAGAAUUCGCGGGAAGUUUUGCUCUUUCUGAAACUUCAUCUGGUUCAGAUGCAUUUUCUUUAAAAACCAUUGCUAAAAAAGAGGGCAGUCAUUAUGUACUGAAUGGUUCCAAAAUGUGGAUUUCCAAUUCUGAUAUUGCUGGUGUUUUUCUUGUGAUGGCUAAUGCUGAUCCUUCGAAAGGAUACAAAGGUAUUACAACAUUUAUUGUUGAUCGUGACACCGAAGGAUUUACUAUUGGUAAAAAAGAAUCAAAACUUGGAUUGCGUGCAUCUGGAACGUGUCAGCUACAUUUUGAAAACUGCCAUGUACCAGAAGAAAACAUUUUAGGAUGCUUAGGUCAUGGAUAUAAAUAUGCAGCUGGAUUCCUCAAUGAGGGACGAGUAGGAAUCGCAGCUCAAAUGGUAGGCAUUGCUCAAGGUACAUUGGACGCCACAAUGCCUUAUUUGCUGGAACGCAAACAAUUCGGACAGGAUAUAUUUUCUUUUCAAGGCAUGCAAUAUCAAGUUGCUAACAUGGCUAUGCAGCUCGAAGCAGCCCGACUACUUACAUACAAUGCUGCUCGCUUAGUGGAGAACGGAAAAGAAUUUGCAAAAGAAGCUGCAUUUGCCAAAUGCUUUGCUAGUGAAGUAGCCCAAGCAAUUUCUAUUAAAUGUAUUGAUUGGAUGGGUGGUAUAGGAUUUACUACGGAUUUUCCCCAGGAGAAGUUCUAUCGUGACGUCAAAGUUGGAUCUAUCUAUGAGGGUACAACAAACAUGCAAUUAAGUACUAUUGCGAAACAUUUACGAAAAGAGUAUACGAAUUGAUUAUUAAGAUAGAUUCAUAUCUUUUAGGUUUUUGUACGUGGAUAUUAAACAAUGCAUUUUUAUAUCAAAAAACAUAUUAA